UUAAAAUUCAUAUUUCUUGCACGCCACAGCUUCUCUCCAUGCCGGGCGUGUCUCGAUUCUCCGAGAAUGGGCUCGCGCUGCCGGCCAGGCCGUCGUCAUCGCAGAAGAAGAAGAGACGGGCAAGGCAUCAGCAGCAGCAGCAGCAGGCGAGCUAUGUCCGCAAGAGUGUCACAAUGUCACGGAAGAAGAAGCGGCAGGGCAGUGUGGAGGACGCGAUGCGAGCUUAUCGAGCACAGCUUCGUCCCCUCCUUGAUGCUAUCAGGUUUGUGGAGUCGAGCAAUAGGGUGGAUUGUCCCGAUGGAGACGGUGGUGCCAGCAUUGGGCCUCUCCAGAUCUCCGAGCACUACCAUGUCGAUGCCUGGAAGAACAAGCGAGCAUCCUGGCUACGCUGCCGAGAUUUAGAGCACGCGGAGAACACAGUGGUGGCAUAUUGGAUGAGGUACUGCUCGGAAGCUCUAACACAACAUGACUGGGAAAUUCUAGCUAAGAUUCACAAUGGUGGUCCUCAAGGUCCUCAGAGAGAGAAGACAACGUAUUACUGGAGCAAGGUGUGCAGGUACCUGGAAGAGAAUCACAGGCACGUCUCUCCCUUUCCGUCGCCUGCGAGACCCGAAUGUAAGAUCUAUCCAUCAACUUCCAAGUUUACGAAUCUGGACAAACGAAUAGAAUGCAAGCUGAAGCACGGUUUGAAAGUCCUAGCUGCAGAAAGACGAUUGCCGAUUGUUAACAAGCACCCCAGGCUUCAAGUACGAAGGCUCCCUUUCACGGACAUUUCUUCCACAGCAUUAAACGUUUGCUCUUCCCGCCACGAGCCGGGGAGGCUCAUAGACGAUCUGAGCAUUCAACGUUUGGGACUGGAAUAUAGCUUCUUGAGUUCCGAGUCUGCAGUCGAACUAGACUCGGAGAACCAACCUUUGAAGCAAAGUUCCAGCGACGAUGAGAAAGGUUUCGCUACGCCAUCCGUCAAGAAGAAGGAAGGAGGAGUCGACAGGCUGCAAGAUCUUCACGAAGAAGCUGUAGAAUGUCGUAGUUCCAGCGCUCGCAACCUCGACAUUCUCUAUUCUUCUGAGUUAUCAGAACAAAAGGAGGAGGAGAUUCUUACGGAGUUGGCUCGGCUACUGCCACUGGACCUGUCGGAGUGUGUCGACAGAAGAAACGAUGAAAGCUUUGAGUUCCCUCCAGUUCCAGAGCAGGCUGACUACGCGACGCCGGUUAUGAAUCCAGACAGCCGAGCUAUGCAAGUCGCUGCUGAGAACGUUCCUGGGACUGGUGCUGAGACUGCGAUUUCCACUCCAAAGCGCAAAACCUCUGCCUCGCUUGAUUUUGAUGCAACUUUUACGCUGCUUGAGCAGCUGGAAAGACCGGAGUCCUCUCUUUCCUCGGGUGCGGAGAAGAAAUUGAUGUCCGAGCUGGCGGACUUGCUUGACUUGCCACAGGCGGCCACUCCACCGCGGCAGACGGAGCAAGAAGAAGACGAACUCGCCAAGCACACUGCGAAGCUAAGUCUUGCGGACUUUCUACUUGAGAUACCAGACCCGUCGGCUUCGAUAGAGUACGUCAAGGCCUUGUUCUCCUGCGAGAACAUCCUGCUGGAGAAGCUUUGUCACAAAGUUGGAGGUCUGGAAGAGUCACUAGAUUCCUCGGAACCAAUGCCAGUGCCACCUCCAGCUGCAAGCAUAAGAACGGAGGAGUCCCGGACAGGCAACUCUAGUUUUGGCGCCGGAUGCACUUGCCACUCUAGCGACAAUCGCUUGACAUCGUCCUUGAAGAGGCUCUGUGCAGUGUGGGAGGAGCAAGACGUCGAUCUACUGACCCGUUCCUUGAGGUUUAAGAUGCUCACUGCGAGCAGCUCUUCAUCUGAGCUUUCUACAAAAGAGGCACCGUGCAUCGCCUGGGAGAUCCACGCGUUGCAGAACAUCGACAAGAGUGCUAAGUCUCGAAGGGCUGCAAAGGAGCUUAUACAGCAGCAAAGAGAUAAGAUUUACAUCAACAUAGGCGCCUAUGCGAGCAGGAGUGAGAGGCAUCAGCUCUAUUCGGCAUGGGGGGUUCGCAGGCUAUCAACAGGCCGGCUCAAAAAGAUCGUCUACGACCUUAUGUGGAGGGAUACAAAGAGGUAUUCUCAUAGCGCUGAGCUCGUGAGCCUCUACCUCUGAGGAUCUCGAGAGAAGGUAUAUCAGCCUACUGGGCCGCAGGUAGAAAGAAUUUCGCCAUUAGUUGUUGCAUUUGCAGAAAGUGGAACUUCAAUAUUGGUUUACCAUUGAGCAAACGUUUAGUGGUCUGGAA
Selaginella moellendorffii is the source of this 2283-nucleotide messenger RNA. RefSeq lists its product as uncharacterized. Gene Ontology annotation, molecular function: lysozyme activity. The record is from RefSeq and is a predicted model, not a curated record. NCBI's taxonomy places the organism in Eukaryota, Viridiplantae, Streptophyta, Lycopodiopsida, Selaginellales, Selaginellaceae. Bases 39 to 2153 code for a protein of 704 amino acids. The transcript is spliced from 6 exons.